Molecule: messenger RNA, 6178 nt
Organism: Linum trigynum
Lineage: Eukaryota; Viridiplantae; Streptophyta; Magnoliopsida; Malpighiales; Linaceae
Source: the annotation of a GenBank genome assembly
CUCAUAAUUUGGUGAGAUGUUCAAAAAAGAUCACAAGGAUUUGAAUGACAUGUUUUGGAGUUUAAGGAUAAUCAAAUAUCAUGUGUUUCUUGUAGUAGUAUUACUCUUGUGAUUGUUUUUUGACGAUUUGCGCAAUUUGUAUUUCAUUUCAUUAGCGUGGGAGGAUUUGAGAAUAUGUUAAUUGACAUGUGUUAGGUAAACUAUUGUCAUGCAUAUGUGAAAAUUUGUGUUCUGUAAGAAAAUAUGAAACAUGUUUGAUAUUUGACCCGAAAUCAGCCAACCAAACAUGACCCGACCCGUAACCGAAGUCCCCAACCCCAAAUUAUCCAACCCGACCCGUUUGCUAGGUCUAUACCAAGGUCAACGAUAGGGGUGCUAAAUAGAAAAUUAGCAAUCAACCCCAUUAACUUAAUCAAAUUAAAGUAAUCAAAUAUCACAUCAGUACACAAAUAAAUAGUAUUUAAUCCUCUGAACGAGCAACCCCACAUUGAUCUUCAUGGAUUUCAUCUGCUUGCCCAAUAAUUCAAUGCUAGCCUAAUACCAGUUCAAAACAAGGUCACAUGGCUAAUAAAAGAAAUCAGGGGCUGGCAUGGUUGCAAUAAUGACCUCAAAACUCGAACAAAAAACAAGAAUGCGAUAUAAGAAUCGACGUGAUAAAAAAUCUUAUAGAGUAACCAGCUAGCAAUUCAAAUAUGUUCAAAAUUGUACGUAUUGGUCGAUCCGGCGUUUAAUCUGUUCGACACGUAGAACAAUCUUUUAAUUUAGAACGAUACAUGAAAUCACACCACUUCGAUUCGAUACACCCAAAGAAUGACAAAAUUUUCAACCAUGACCAAUUCUAGUAUAGUAGAGGAGGAAGUGUCACCCCGACUUUGAAAAAGAAUUGUAGAAGAUGAUGCUGGCCGACGACAUGUAAGGCCUGGACGAGAAGUUGUGGUCCUGAGUUUUCAUGAACUCUCUGGCUGCUUAAGGGUAUGAUGAUACCAUACCAUCAUGUUUGAGGCCUCCCCCAACCUAAGUUGCAUCAUGGGGCCGGGCUCGAAAACUUUGCGAUUUGGUCCAGACCAGAUCAUAUGUACAAUUUACAGUGGGACUGUAGUAGAGUUCAAAGAUUGUACCAAAUACUAUAUAAUCCAAAAAAAAAAAAAAUCAUGUCUAUGCAUGUAAUCUGAUUCAUUACGAUCCUAGACCAACAUACUAUCAUGCCUGUGCAAUCUAGUUCGAUAUGGUUUCCUACUAAUAGGGUAUCUUCUGUAAAUAUUUACAGUUCUCAACACUAACAUGUAAUUUGAAGAUAAGAUGAAUCAAUUCCCAAUAUAAUAUUAGUGUUUAAGCAAAUGCUAGGAUACUAAGAUGCUUGCCCUAAAGGUUCAAGGAAUAAUGCAACGAGAUAACGGAAAGAGGAAUACGUUCCUCCAAAUGUCACUAUGUCCCAGUCAAAGAUACCAGUAACAAACAGGGGCCCACCUUCGCCGUUACCGAACCCGUCAAGUCAACCACAACGCAAAUAAAAUGGGCCUGAUGGGCCUAAAUUUCGACGUCCGUUACUUUACCCAUCCGGGCCCAUAAGGAAACUACCGGCCCACUCACAGCAAAAGAACCGCCCGAAGCCGGAGAGGCGGAGACUAGAGAGUCAACUAGAGUCAAAGACACAUCAAAAAAUAAAAUAAAAUAUUUAUUUAUUAGCCGUUAUUAGACGAAGAAGGUGGAAAAAGUAAAAAAAAAAAAAACAAGUUUACUCUCGGAGCUAGCAGAGAGGGGGAGAAUCAGCCAUGGCCGAGAGCGAAAGAUUGGACGCUGUCCAACCGCAGCAAAACGACGAGGUGAAACAGCUACACAGUGACGAUGGGGACAAGAAUUUGGAUGUGGGCGGGGAGGAAUUGGAGCCAGCCGUCGUCGACGACGACGACGGAGAAGGAGGUGAUUGUGAUGGUGAUGAAGGUGGUGAAGGCGAGGCUCGGCGCGGCGAGCUGAGUAGAGUCGUUGCUGAGGUGGAAGAAGGUGCUGGCGCGGAUUCGAUGGGGUCUAGGCCGGAGGAGGAGUCCGGAAACCUAGGUGCGGCGGCGGCGGCAGUACCGGAGAGCGAUCAGUGUGUAGGUCAAGUGAGGAAUUCGGCUCUGGAGUCGAGUACGGCGGCUGAAUUCAAGGAACAUGUGGGAUCAUCACAACAAGAAGUUUCAGAGUGUGAAUCAACACAUGAUGCUAAUGCUGAUAGAGAAAAUGGGCUUCAGUUGUGUGUUUGUCCAGCUCCUGCAUCAGAGAUGUCGCCAACUUCGGUUACCGAACCCAUAUCAGCUGGUCCAAGUCCAACUGUUCCGGACCAGAGGUUGCCUGUGCCGAAGGGUACCAGUGGUCCUGUGCAAGAAGCGGAUCGACCGAAGCCCUCUGACAUUAGAAAUCUAGUUAUACCUGUUUUGAAAACAGCUACCCCUGAUGGUUACAAUUGGCGGAAGUAUGGUCAGAAGCAAGUGAAGAGUCCUAAUGGUUCUAGGAGUUACUACAGGUGCACGCAUUCCGACUGUUUUGCUAAGAAGAUCGAGUGCUCUGAUCAUUGUGGCCAUGUCAUUCAGAUUGUAAAUAAAGGAAUGCAUAGUCAUGAUCCACCUCGGAAGAGCAAUUCCAAAAGGGUAAGUAGGAUGCCAGCAUCCAGUGGGCAUAUUUCAGGGGAUGUCAUUACAGAACAUGCAAUUAGACUUAAGGAAUCAGAUCCAGCAACGCCGUCUAAAGAACUUACAGAAAAGAAGUUCAUAAUUGCUGAUAGAAAACGUUUGAGCCCAAGUGGCUCUAGUGAGACUGAUCAAGGUCAACUGAAAGAGGAACACACUUGUGUACCGGAACCCCCAAAAAGGGUGAAAAAGGACGACCUGGAUUGCUCACGGGCUCUCACUAAUCCCGGAAAGAAACCUAAAUUUGUUGUGCAUGCAGCAGUUGAUGUUGGGAUCUCAGCUGAUGGGUAUAGAUGGCGAAAAUACGGACAGAAGAUGGUAAAGGGAAAUACUCAUCCGAGGAACUACUACAGAUGCACAUCUGCCGGUUGCCCAGUCCGCAAGCACAUCGAGACAUUAGCAGACAACUCAAGCUCCGUCAUCAUAACAUACAAAGGCAUCCAUGACCACGACAAGCCUGUCCCAAAGAAGCGUCACCGCCCACCCAGCGCUCCUCUCCUCGCCACCCCAGCUGCACCAGACUCCAUGAACAAUGCCGUCCAGCAGCACAAUAAGAGAGCCGAGUCCCCGAGGAAUCCAGAAACCUCGGUCGCUGGUGGAAACAACGACAAGAAGGACAAGGCGGUCGAAUCGUCAUCCCGGGCUCUCAUAAGCAUUGGCUUCGAAGUCAAGCCUUGUUAAGUAAGUAAAGUAAUCAAUGGGUGUUCAUCAUCCUGUUCCUGUUCCAUUUCUUUUUCUCGUUUGCUUUCCUUUUUUAGUGAAUGAGUGUUUGCUUGUGAACACUUAGAAGAAAGUAAAAAGAGAACUGUUGUAUAUGAGUGUAUUAGUGGUGGAAUGUUGCUGCCCCGUGAUCCGGUUGACUGACUGGGAUAAUAUUAGUAUUUAACGUUAACCAAUCUUGUAUCUAGUUGAUUAAUAGCUAAUUGCUGAGUUAAUCGAGAUCCGAGUUCGAGCCUUCUCUUUGUCUGUAAGGGGACCCAUGUCCAUAAUUUCUCAUGGUUUCUCAGACAGGUCUCUGAUUAGCAGUAACCUGGUAUGGGACAAGCAUGGGCUUCCAGCUUUUUUGUGGUUAUGGUUUUGACUUAGUAAUCAAUGCUUGUCAGUUUCAACAUCUUGAAUCAUUGCAAAGUAGAGGGGAGGGAGAGGAUGGUGCCCUACAACAGUGUCUUUGUGUAGGGGAGUCCUCUUGCCCCUCCUGAGGGGAACAGUUGUGUUUAUGCUUGGUGACCUACUCCCCCUGCCCUUUCUCUUUCCCUUUAGUCUACAUCUUAAUCAUUCAAGUCAAUCAGCGUUCAAAGUUUUGAGCUGUCUUGUCUGCCUAGCCCACCACCUAAUCUCUUUCUCCACACUAAAGUUGAUCGUUAUACGUCGAAAUGUUUUCCUAGUGGGUGGAAAGGUAGCAUCUUGAUGCGUUGAAGAACCUUUCUUGGUCAUCUAUGUUAGAGUGUUAUGCAAUAACUACACAUACGAGAGUCGCGUCGUCAGAAUCAACAAUAAUGUGACCUUGGGGGAGUAUAUACUGUGGAGCUCUACCUCCCACUGGGUGAUCAGAGGCUGUAGAAAUCAAGCAGAGCUCAAAUCGAAGGGUCUGUAUGCAGAACAACCUUCCGUGAAAUUCGUCUUCCAAGUUAGCCGGAGGUCAAGCUAAAACGACUGUCGAUUCAGCUCAAGUGAUGAUGCUCCCUCCUAAGUUGUAGCAUCAGAUACAACUUAUUCAUUGUCUCAUGAAUUGCGCGCAUUGGACUAUGACUUGGAAGACAAUAAUGUGAUGAUGCUCCCUCCUAAGUUGUAGCAUCAGAUAGUCGUUUUAGCUUGACCUCCGGCUAACUUGGAAGACGAAUUUCACGGAAGGUUGUUCUGCAUGCAGACCCUUCGAUGAUGCUCCCUCCUAAGUUGUAGCAUCAGAUACAACUUAUUCAUUGUCUCAUGAGUUGCGCGCAUUGGACUAUGGCGUCGUCAGAAUCAACAAUAAUGUGACAUUGGGGGAGUAUAUACUGUGGAGCUCUACCUCCCACUGGGUGAUCAGAGGCUGUAGAAAUCAAGCAGAGCUCAAAUCGAAGGGUCUGUAUGCAGAACAACCUUUCGUGAAAUUCGUCUUCCAAGUUAGCCGGAGGUCAAGCUAAAACAACUAUCGAUUCAGCUCAAGUGAUGAUGCUCCCUCCUAAGUUGUAGCAUUAGAUACAACUUAUUCAUUGUCUCAUGAAUUGAGCGCAUUGGACUAUGGCUUGGAAUACAAAUAAAGGGUCUUCAAUUUUAAAUGAAAGAAGAUAUGACACAUUUGAAUAUAAACUAACUUUCAGGAAGAUCCCAACUAUACAAAAAAUCAUACAUUUCCAAGUGUGGAACAGGGCGGGCAAACCCACGUCCACCAACAGCCACAAUUCCUUCACCAUCAUCUGGUUAAAGAACAACAAUGAAUUUUCUUUUAUAAUCUACAGAUCUAGAGUGGGAGAAUGGGACAAGAUUCCUUCCUAUCAUGAUGCGGCAGCAGCCAGAAAUGGAAUUUCCUUUCGAUUUAUACAGACGAAGGGGGAAAAAACUGGUCCAUCAAGUUGAGUAAUAGCACAGUACUGCAUCAGCUGCUAUGCUUCCAAGCUCAAGUCAUCAAUGGCUGAUGUUGCUAUGCCUCCAAGCUCAAGUCAUCAAUGGCUAUGGACAUCUCUGAUCCUAUGUUUCCGCUGUUCGUUUUUUCACCACCAUCUUGUCCUUGUUCUUGAUCACCUUCUGCUGCAACUGUAGCCUUGAUAGUGCCAUUCUCUUCCUUCCCUUCUGCCACAUUUACACAUUCCUGGAAUCUGAAGCAGCCGAUGAGAUGGUCGUUUGUUAUACCUGCCGACUGCAUGAAAGAGUACACGAUUGUCGGCCCCACACUGCGGAACCCUCGCCUCACGAGGUCCUUGCUUAUGGCAUCUGCUUUGGGGGACUUCACGGGUACCUGCCUUGGGUACCGGAGUCGGUUUACUAUAGGCUUGUUGUUCACGAAGCUCCAUAUGUAUUUGUCAAAGGAACCAAACUCUUCUAUCACCUGCAGUCAACAAAACAACAAACCUGCAUAAUGUUAGCUGCAAUAUUAGGUAUGUCAUUACAAUUGUUUGUAUAAUGAUUGGAUUGGCUGAAAGAGCAACAACACUUAGGGGUCAUUUGGAUGUUGGUUUGGGUGACAGAUUUCAGCACCAAAUCCACGAGAAGUGGGUUUGCUUAUAACCCUUGUUUCGUGGAGCCAGAAAGGUGCCAACUCCAUGGACCUAAGGAAUCCACGAGGGUACCGAAUUAGUUGGCUCACGGUAUGGGUUUUCAAAUCCAUCUAUCCUCAUAUCUACCUUCUCCCAUUCAUUUAACCUUUAAAAGUAUUAGGAAGAGUGUUAAUGUCAACUGAUGCAACGGAUCCGGCCUCCGGGACCGCAUUAGCGCCCUGGAAGACAGGAAACGGGCCCUCCUCCAAGAACAUAAAUACCUCAUUGUGAUUCACUCACCCGCAACCGGAGAGACUAGAAUAGAAGAGUCAUAUAGUU